Coprinopsis cinerea okayama7#130 is the source of this 1497-nucleotide messenger RNA. RefSeq names its product nucleoside transporter. The record is from RefSeq and is a predicted model, not a curated record. NCBI's taxonomy places the organism in Eukaryota, Fungi, Basidiomycota, Agaricomycetes, Agaricales, Psathyrellaceae. The coding region runs from base 1 to 1497 and encodes 498 amino acids. Gene Ontology annotation, cellular component: plasma membrane; fungal-type vacuole membrane. Gene Ontology annotation, biological process: nucleoside transmembrane transport. The transcript is spliced from 3 exons. Gene Ontology annotation, molecular function: nicotinamide riboside transmembrane transporter activity; nucleobase transmembrane transporter activity.
AUGGCCCCAGAUUCACCCAAAGCGCUGUACCAUUCGAUACCACAGGCGCCAGAACCGUCCACAUCGCAAAUAGAUUUGGCUGCUAGCGAAGAGGAAAUACCGCAAGACUUGCCAGCUGAAUUAGUAGAUGGACGCACGAAAUCCAUUAUCUUCAUCCUUGGAUGCGCUGUACUUUUGCCAUGGAACGGUAUUGUUGUUAUUGUGCUGAUCGUUGACUUGGUAGUGACCAUAUACCUCACAGUCAUUAUAACAGCAAUGCCAUACUUUCUCUCGCGAUUAGAAGGCUCUUCAUUCAAGUCAAGUUUCAGUUCAUAUGCAACCACAAUAUUCACCUUCUCCAACCUUGCCUUCCUCGCACACGCGACCUUGACGUCGAAACAUGCGAAGCCAUCCCACCGGACUAGGGCCAUGAUACUUUGGAUACUGUUCCUCAACGCUCUCUUGACUCUAAGCACGUUCUUCCGUCCUGCACCAGGCCUUUUCGCUGCCUUUGUGCUGUUCAACGGAGCAGCUCAGGCAGCAGCGGGGGGCUACCUUCAAACUUCCAUCAUCGCCGUAGCGUCCCUGUUCGGCCCUCCAGCAGUUCAAGCCAUGAUUGCAGGUCAAGCUGCUGUUGCUGUAGUCGUCAGUGGAGUCCAGGUGAUCAGCUCCGCUACCUCAAUUGGUCGAAGUCAAAAGACUGAUGCCAGUGGGGACGGAUCUGCUGAAGAGAGGUCAGCCUUCAUUUUCUUCGCGCUAUCGACCCUGUUCCUGGUUGGAAGCUACGUGGCGCACGAGUGGCUUGUUCGAACGCCUAUCUACGACAGGGUCGCCGGUACUCUCGAGCGAGGUGCUCACAAAAUCUCGUUGGGAGCCGAGGAGGGGCGUCCGUUGAACAGAUCCUUGUCUCGCGCCCGCUCGGAAGUCGCAGAGGAAGCCUCAAACGUUAUCAGAGUGGCUAAAGCUAAUGCCCUCUACGAAAUUGCUGUAGCGGCGGUCUUUAUGAUCACCUUGUCCGUAUUCCCACCAGUCACCAUCUCAGUGUCACCAACCAACCCCGACUUCCACCCCUUGCUUUUCGCCUCUAUCCACUUCCUCGUCUUCAACGUGGGUGACUUCAUUGGACGAUGGAUGUGCUCUUUCCGCUUUAUGGUGAUCUGGUCUGCGAAAGCCCUCCUCUCCUUGUCCUUUGCCCGUAUCCUCUUCAUUCCCCUUUUCCUUAUGUGCAACAUUCAGCGACCGUCGGCUGUAGCAAAGAUUGACCCCCCUGUCAACUCUGACUUUGUUUUCAUGUUGUUGAUGCUUGCAUUUGGAUGGACGAACGGUUACGUCUCGAGCCUAUGCAUGAUGGCCGCACCCUCUGUGGAACACAACCCUAGACUGAAGGGAAGGAUGGCCGAUGUGGACGUCGCUGCUACCGUGGCGAGCUUUUGUUUGGUGGGUGGAUUGGCCCUUGGCAGUAUUUCGAGUUUUGCGGUUAGGGCCGCCAUUUGCAACUGCAAUCCUUUUACAACGUGA